UGACCACCUGACAAACUCAGCAAUAGCAGGUAGCGUUUUUCUGAAGCAUUUCUGUCUCAUAAAUCAUUGAAGGCUCGUAAUAUUUUCAAAGCUUUUCACACUGAGGAUGGCAGACCGGACAGCUGUGAAAUUGAACUCCAGUCAACCACAUUUUCUACAGUUCAACGAUCUGGCCUGUGAGGCUGUUGGAGGAAAGGUGGUUUUUGCAACUGAUGAAUGGUUUGCUCCUGCUGAAAAUCUCUUAAAGAGAGGGCCUCCGGAGUUCCUAGCCUCAGCUUUCACAGAGUUUGGCAAAUGGAUGGAUGGUUGGGAAACGAGGAGAAAGAGAAUUCCAGGUCACGAUUGGUGCAUUGUGCAGUUGGGAGUUCCUGGUGUCAUUCAUGGAUUUGAUGUGGACACGUCAUACUUCACAGGAAACUACCCACCUUCAAUUUCUGUUCAGGCCGCUUGCCUUGAUGAGCUGUCUUUGCCAUCUUUAUCUCUUGAGGGGGACCGUACAGGAAUGGCUGCUUCAGAGAGCCAGUUUGAAGCUGUAUCACAGCUUCACUCAGAGAAUUGGGAGGAGCUCGUAUCAGUGACAGAGCUGAAGCCUGGAUAUGCUGAUUCAUGCCACAACUACUUCAGUGUGACCUUCCCUCACAGAGUCACUCACAUUCGCCUGAACAUGUAUCCUGAUGGAGGUAUUGCAAGACUGAGGGUGUACGGGGUUGGUCAGAGAGACUGGUCCACUGCAUCCAGUCAGGAGAAGAUGGAUCUUGUUGCCAUGGUCAAUGGUGGGGUGUGUGUGGGCUAUAGCGAUGCACAUUUUGGUCACCCACGCAACAUGAUUGGUUUGGGGAGAGCUGACAACAUGGCUGAUGGGUGGGAGACUGCUCGGCGCUUGGAUCGUCCCAAAGUGUUAAAAAUAGACGAAAAGGGAAUUUUGCAGGUUCCUGGUUUUGAGUGGGCCGUCUUCAGACUCGGGCAUCUAGGUGUGAUCAGCAAUGUUGAGAUAGACACCAAUCAUUUUAAAGGUAAUUUCCCUGACUCGUGUAAAAUUGAAGCCAGCUGUUUGACCUCCAAGGAGGAAAAGACUUUCAUAAGCUGCAAGUGGAACAAUAGCAAAGGCCCCAGAUGGCGAAAUCUGCUUCCUCCUCAGAAACUGAAGCCUCACUACAGGCACUUCUAUUCCAGAGACUCUGUGUUGCAGUGUGGGCCUGUUACUCAUGUGCGGUUGCUCAUAGCCCCAGAUGGAGGGGUCAGUAGGCUCAGGCUGUGGGGUCAUCCAGUUGUCAACAACUCUGCUAAUCUUGGUCAAGUCUCAAAACUGUAACCUGAUGAUGUAUGUUGAGGAAAGCUUACAUUCAUGUUGUAAUAGAGCACUGUGAUUACAGGAUACUUGAGUAGAAUUCUUUCUAUUUCAUGUUUCAAGUUCUGCAUUUUCACAUUUGAAAAGAUUUAAAAUUCCUGAUUACUGUCCUGUGUCUGAAGAGUUUAAUGCCUUUCAAAGCUAGUUCACAGAAAGUGAAAGACUAAUUGGUUAGAAAUUAAUUGCCUGAUGCCUGAAACACUGGUUUUCCAUUACUUGGUCUCUUCUAACCUUUAUUGUCCUCUUGAGGGCAUGUAAUUACUGUCAGUCAGAUAAUGAAUGAGGUGUUGCUGUUUUUCAUUAGGAGCUAAUGAUAAUCAGGAACAAUAUAAAAUGAAACAAUGGUAACUCGUUAUUAAUGAACUGAAGUUAUUGAUGAUCAGGAAUAGUAUAAAGUAAAAUACAUGGUAACUUAUAACUAAUGAACCAGGAGUUAAUGAAAAUCGGGAACAGUAUUAUAAAGUGAAAUACAUGGUUAUGAAAGAAUGAAUGAAUGAAUGAAUUAAUUAAUUAAUUGAGAACCGUCACUCUGUUUGCACACUGAAAUUAGACCUCUGCAUUUAAACCAUCCGCACAGUGAAACACCCACAUACAUGCACACUAGUGAACACACACACUAAGGGGCAGUGAACACACUUGCCCGGAGCAGUGGGCAGCCCUAUCCACAGUGCCCGGGGAGCAAUUGGGGGUUAGGUACCUUGCUCAAGGGCACUUCAGUCAUGCACUCACUAUUUAUUAAAUAGGAGUUAAUGCUAAUCAGGAGUUAAUCAUGAUCAGGAACAGUAUUAUAAAGUGAAACACAUGGUAAUUCACUAUUAAUGAAUUAGGAGUUACUGAUAAUCAGGAACAGUAUUAUAAAGUGAAACACAUGGUAACUCCCUGUUAAUGAACGAUGAGUAAAUCAUGAUCAGGAAAAGUAUUAUAAAGUGAACUAUGUUAGAAAUAAAAACCCCUAAA
Pygocentrus nattereri (red-bellied piranha) is the source of this 2305-nucleotide messenger RNA. RefSeq names its product allantoicase (gene allc). Gene Ontology annotation, molecular function: allantoicase activity. Gene Ontology annotation, biological process: allantoin catabolic process. Bases 107 to 1312 code for a protein of 401 amino acids. NCBI's taxonomy places the organism in Eukaryota, Metazoa, Chordata, Actinopteri, Characiformes, Serrasalmidae. The record is from RefSeq and is a predicted model, not a curated record. The transcript has 11 exons.